AUGAGAGGACUUCCGGCUGCUAGGGUGCGAUCAGCCUACGAAUUGCAUCGCUCGAGUAAACACGACGCCGCAACGUGUCUAAAUAAAAAUGCGCCCAUCCUUUUUCUGCACGGUUUUCUUGGCUCAAAACGAGAGAAUCGGCAAAUGAGCAGGAAUCUUGCCAAAGAAUUGUCACGCGAUGUUUAUGCUUUGGAUCUACGGAAUCAUGGCGAUUCAGGUCAUCACCCGAAGCAUGAUUACAUGGAGAUGGCAUUGGAUGUUGAAUCAUUCAUUGGUCAACAUGGGCUCGAGCGACCGACGCUGAUUGGUCACUCAAUGGGUGCGAAAGCGGCAUUGACCCUUGCUCUUCACUCACCUAAAUUAGUAUCUAAUGUGGUGGCCGUCGAUAAUUGCCCCAUCAAUUUGCCCGUGGCGCCGGAUUUCCUGAAGUACCUUGAGAGCAUGGCAAAGGCUGAGCGAGAAAAAGUUCGGAUGCAUGCAGAAGCUGACGAGAUUCUCCGUCAAUUUGACCUGGAUCCACCAGUCCGACUCUGGCUAUUGAGUAAUUUCGUCAAACAGAACGGCUCGCCUUACUUGAGACUACGCGUUCCUUUGGGUACCUUGAAAAAGGCGAUGGGGCCUCUGGGUGAUUUCCCAUAUAGCGUUGGAAACGUUCCAGCAUUCCCAGGACCAACCCUUUUCCUUCGAGCUCUUCAAAGCAAUUUUAUCCCCCAAAGUUCUUUCUCACUGAUUUCACAAUUCUUCCCGCAAUCGGAGAUUGUGGACAUGGACUGCGGGCAUUGGAUUGUGCAGGAUAAACCCCAAGAAUUCAAAGAAGAGGUGGUGAGAUUCUUGCAGAAGCACUGA
Molecule: messenger RNA, 846 nt
Organism: Penicillium daleae
Lineage: Eukaryota; Fungi; Ascomycota; Eurotiomycetes; Eurotiales; Aspergillaceae
Product: putative alpha/beta hydrolase
Exons: 6
Coding region: 1-846 (281 amino acids)
Cellular component (GO): mitochondrion
Source: RefSeq, a predicted model, not a curated record